Molecule: messenger RNA, 1509 nt
Organism: Knipowitschia caucasica
Lineage: Eukaryota; Metazoa; Chordata; Actinopteri; Gobiiformes; Gobiidae
Source: the annotation of a GenBank genome assembly
AUGCAGGUGAGCGCGCCCCCUGCUGGCCGCUUCCGGGCCUACAGAGGCUGUAACCAUGGUGACCGCUGCUCCUCAGGGAAUGAAUGCACCAACUUUAGCUUUAACGUCAUAAACUUCGGUGUAAUUAGUCUCUUUUCAGGGCGCCAUCUUGGAUCGCCGGGGCUUGGGCUGGACACCGACGUCAAGGUGUUCCUGGGUCACACACACUCCUGCACAUGCGCAGUCUUUCUGAGGGAGCGGGAGCCCUGCAAACACAUCUGCUGGGUCUUACUGAAGAAAUUCCGGAUUCCUAAAGAGCAUGAAUCAGAUAGUUUCCAGUGUGGUCUGAGCGAUAGGCAGAUCUCAGAGGUCCUUUAUGGCUCACAUCAGCCUCCACAGUCCAGUGCCCCCUCGGCCCCCAGAGCCUCUGGAUCCUCUGAAGCCUCUGAAGACCUGACACUGGGCAGGCCUGGAGAGGUGCUCCAGAGGGACAUCCAGGCCCAGGACGUGUGCCCCAUCUGCCAGGAGGAGCUGCUGGAGAGAAAGCAGCCUGUAGCCUUCUGCAGGUUUGGUUGUGGUAAUAACGUGCACAUCUCGUGCAUGCGUGUGUGGGCGGAGCAUCGACAGCGCUCAGACUCAGAGAUGGUGCCGUGUCCGCUGUGCAGAGAGGACUUCUGCUCCGGCCAGUCUCUGAGGGAGCAGGUGAUGAACUCCAGCUGGCUCCACACAGCAGCAGAGAGAGAGAGGCCGGACAAGCACCUCGGAGUGUCCUGUGGCAACUGCGGUGUCAGCCCCGUCUCCGGGAAGUGCUUCAGAUGUACAGUCUGCACUUUUCUAUAUUUCUGUGAGAUCUGCUCAGGGAGAAACUGCCAUCCCCAUCAUCCCUUAUCUGUCCGAUUGACUAGAAAAAAGGAGUGGUGUCUCGUGUCCAAAGAAUCAGGCGAUGGUUCAACUAAAAAUGACCAGAGUCUCCCCGUGGUCUCAGCACCUCUUCCAGACCGAGUGCUGGCUCAGGUGCCCACGGUGCAGGUUCGAGCGGGCUCUCAGCUGCUGCAGGACGGGAUGCAGUGUCGCCUGUGUCUGCACGGCUUCAGCCUGGGACAGAGGCUCCGAGCCCUGCCCUGCCGCCACAAGUUCCAUGCUCGGUGUGUGGACGCGAUCCUACGAACAACCAACUCCUGCCCUCUGGAUGGGUUUGUCAUCUGUAACCCAGAACCAGAGAGAGCCUGUGGCAGAACAAGCCUCAGUACCAGAUAUCCUACUUUCCAACGCAGCGGUACCAACGUCCAGGACCUGUUUGUGCCUGGAGUGGCUCUACUGGAGGAGAAACAUCAGCUCGAGGUGCCUACAAACAACUCACAUCUCACCAGCCUGGACUCAAACACAUCUAAUCCAUCUAAUGCUAACAGUCAAAAGUGCGUGAAAAAGGUCGUCCCCACAGGAGCCCAAAGCCCCAAACGGAGGCAUCUGUGUCCAGGAAGGCGAGAGUCCAGGCCAGUGUUAGAACUGCACCCAGCGCGCUCUGACUGA